AUGUCCGCGUCGUUGUCAUACUCACGAAGGACUUCUUCGACUUCGACUGACCUGCACAAGUUCCGCCGCACAAAUUCACUGGCAUUCGCCAAGUCAGACUGCCACACCUGCUCAUCGCUCAAUGUCCGGUGCGAUCGUCAGCGACCACGAUGCACACCAUGUCUCGACGCCGGUAUCCUGUGUCAGGGAUACUCGAUGAAGCUGACAUGGCAUCAGAGUCACUCCAUGGUGAACAAGCCGCCCAAGGUGAAGUCGGCGACGGCGAAGGGGCCGAUAAACCGUGCCACCACUACUGGUGUCCAGAAGAACCAUGAGAAAGAAACGCACGACCUCACCAAUGCAGAUGGCAAGGGUAGGACCUUCAUGUUCGUGGCAGCUCGUCCAUCAAAGCGAAGAAAGAGGAGCCACCAGCACCAGUCAACUACGACCAAUUCCGAGUAUGCGUCCUCCUCGCUGAGGGUACAGUCAGUUGUGGCUGCCGGUACGAGCAAUGGUGCGAGCAUGGGAGACCAGUCUGAUAGCGCAAAGGGCGAGAUGUCUCCAGCUUUACUUCCAGAUUUGUCGCAGAGUCUUGAACAGGCACCAGCGGCUACUGCAGACAUUCUGCAACUUCCCCUGCCUUCUCCACCGGCCAUACCGGACCUCGAAGGUGGACUCGAUCCAUCCAGCAUGCUCUCGUGGCAUCAACAGGACCUCGACUGGAUCUCUCCACCGUGCCAGCAGACCACAGCAGAUCUCGAUCUCGAGAGUCUAGAACAGUGUCUGGAGAUUCAACGACAGCCUCUGCCUCUGGUAGAUCCGCCAUCACCCAAUUUCAGCGCAGAUCUCAAUCUUCUCGACCUCUCUCAGACCUUGUGGCAAGAUGAAGACGAAGAUCUUGAUGGCCACUUUACUCCAGAAUCUUCGUCGACAAGGCUAUCCCUGACAUCAGACCGUGUUGGACAGGAGAUGUCAGUCACGGUUCCCCAGAUGCUGUAUUCGACGUUGACGGAGAAAUUCUACGGGUUGCUAGAUAUGUACGACCGAGAAUUCUGCUGGUAUCCCAUCACAAACGACUUUUCAGUCAACCCGUACCGUCUGAGACCAGAAACCACAAGAGGGUCACAGCACUUGCUCCACGCCAUUGUAGCGCUGUCGUGCCACUUCAAGCUACGAUCUCCUAACCAGUUACUACCCCCGUCUGACGCCAUCGAUCACAAGAACACGUCACUGGUGCUCUAUCAGAAUGCCUUGUCCAAGGAAGAUGCACACAUCGAUGGAUUGAGUCUGCUUGAUACGGCCAUGGCACUGUGGCAGUUUGAGGCUGCCCUCUCGUCCCUGAAUAUCUGGCGCACUCAUCUAGGUGAUGCGUAUAAAUUGCUCGAACUGUGUGGUGGUAUUCGCAGAUGGUCUGCGGGUAUCAAGGCAAAUACUCAGGUUGCCAUGUUCCUUUGGUGGGACGCAAUGGUCUCUCUGUUGUCGCGAGAACAGACUGUUUUCCCGUACUCGUAUUUCGAGGCCCUCCUCAAAGCUGAAGGUCGUCAACCUUGGACAUUCUACGAACUCAACGGGUGUCCGCGCGAAGUGUUGGUUCCGAUGAUGCAACUCGCCAAUCUGGCAGCGUCAAGUUCAACCAAACAGCAGAACAGGAUUGCGACUGCAGAUGCAAAAGUAAGCUCCAGAAUCGUGGCCGAAAUCGAACUCUCCCUCCGUCGCUAUGAAUACCACGGCGACGGUCUGAGCGAUUUGGUCUUUGAGGGUAUGGACUUUGACGAAGAAGCCCUCCACAUCGAACGAGACCGGUACCACUGCUGCGAAGCGUUCCGGUACGCGCUGCUGAUCUACAUUGUGCGCAUCUUCGUCCUCCCAAACACACGCACGGUGGAAAGGAAGAAGGGCGUGCACGCGAGACUGUCGUUUCUCUCGCGCGUCGUCCUGGAACAUGUGCAUGCGUGCCGACCAAGCGGUCGCAUGAUCCAGAAGCAGGCUUUGUUCCCGGUCUUCAUGGCAGGCGUGGAGAUCAGGGCCCACCAAGGCCACGAGAACAGGCAGUUUGUCGCAGAGUAUUGUGAGAGGUGGUAUGGUAAAUUUGGAUAUCAGAUGUACUCGACCGUGUUGGAUGUGUGUCGCGCCGUGUGGGCUGAGAGGGACGCUGGGAAUGAAGAGUAUUGGUGGGGAGAAGAGUUGGAUUCGAGGAGGGCAAUGGAGGGGGCAUUUGUGCAGUUUUGUUUUGGUUAG
Molecule: messenger RNA, 2217 nt
Organism: Exophiala spinifera
Lineage: Eukaryota; Fungi; Ascomycota; Eurotiomycetes; Chaetothyriales; Herpotrichiellaceae
Exons: 4
Coding region: 1-2217 (738 amino acids)
Biological process (GO): positive regulation of transcription by RNA polymerase II
Cellular component (GO): nucleus
Molecular function (GO): transcription cis-regulatory region binding; zinc ion binding; DNA-binding transcription factor activity, RNA polymerase II-specific
Source: RefSeq, a predicted model, not a curated record